AUGAGUCAACCAAGAAAAUGGCCUACCUCUCGCCUAGUAGUUCUACUCACUGUCACCUUGAUAUUGGGGAUAGCAGCUUCAGCAGUACUAUUAAUUUUCGUUUUUAUCCCUGGUGAAAAUGAGCAUUACUUGAUUGGCGUUGGUCGAGCCGACUGCACUGGCCCUGUAGCUGAAGUACCAUUUAUGGGCUACGGCAGUCUAGAUCAAACAGGUGCUGGUAUGAUCACACGACAGCAAUGCAGGACAUUCAUCGUGGCAGAGCCUCAGAAUCACACCAAAAGAGUGGUGUUUGUUACUGCUGAGAUAGGGAUGAUAUCUCAGAGGCUUAGGCUAGAGGUGAUAAAGCAACUGAAUCAAAAAUAUGGAGAUCUGUAUAGAUAUGACAACGUUGUAUUGAGUGGAACUCAUACUCAUUCAGGCCCUGGAGGAUAUUUUCAAUACACACUCUUUAUGGUAGCUGGUAGGGGGUUUAUCAAGCCAUCCUUUAAUGCCAUUGUCAAAGGGAUUAUAGAGAGUAUUGGUAUAGCUCAUGAAAACAUGAAGGAAGGGCACAUUUUUAUCAAUAAAGGUGUGCUGAAGAAUAACCAAAUCAACAGAAGCCCCUUUUCUUAUCUUGAAAAUCCAAAAUCUGAAAGAGACAGAUAUUCAACAAAUACAGACCAAGGGAUGGUGGUACUGAAGAUGACGGAUAUUGAAGGCCGAGACAUAGGGAUGUUUAGCUGGUUUGCAAUUCACCCUGUGAGCAUGAACAAUACUAACCAUCUUUCAAACAGUGACAAUGUUGGCUACGCAGCUUAUCUCUUGGAACAGGAGAAGAAUAAAGGAUAUUUAUCGCAUAAGGGACCAUACGUAGCCGCUUUUGGGUCAUCUAACUUGGGAGAUGUGUCUCCAAAUAUAAAGGGACCACACUGCAUAAACACCGGGGAGUCAUGUGAAAACCCCAACAGCUAUUGCCCAAUUGGUGGGGCCAAGAUGUGCAUAGCUUCAGGUCCUGGUAAGGACAUGCUUGAGAGCACAAAAAUUAUUGGAAGAAACCUCUAUCUUAAAGCAAAGGAACUGUCAACUGCGGCCUCUGAAAAGAUAUAUGGUCCCCUCAGUUUUGCUCACCAGUGGGUGGACAUGUCAAAUACUACUGUGCAGCUCAAUGCUACCCAUUCGGUAAAAACAUGUAAACCAGCCCUGGGGUACAGCUUUGCUGCUGGUACCAUGGAUGGACCAGGAAUGUUUAAUUUCACACAAGGGGCAAUACAUGGUGAUCCAUUCUGGGAUGCAGUUCGGGAUGGGUUGCUUACAAAACCAUCCAAAGAAAAUGUAGAGUGUCAUAAACCUAAGCCUAUCCUGCUUCCUACAGGAGAGCUGCAUAAACCUUACCCAUGGCAUCCAAGCAUUAUUGAUGUUCAAAUUGUUACCAUUGGAUCAUUGGCGAUAGUGGCCCUUCCAGGAGAGUUUACGACAAUGGCUGGACGGAGAGCCCGUGAAGCUGUUCAAAGUGAAUUUGAAGCUCAAGGGAAGGCGGGAAUGCAUGUUAUAUUGGCAGGUGUCUGCAAUGUUUAUACUCAUUAUAUAACAACUUUUGAAGAAUAUCAGUUUCAACGGUAUGAGGGAGCAUCCACUAUUUUUGGCCCACACACCCUGUCUGCUUAUAUCCAGACAUUCAGAGAACUAGUCAAGGCUCUGGUCAAGGGUACUGUUCAUGAAAUACCAAAGAAUCCAGAGCCUGACAUGUUCAACAUAAGCAUCGCAGACUUUUUAUUGCCUAUCAUUGAUACAAAACCUAGUGAUCAUAACUAUGGUGAUGUGCUGCAAGAUGUGGAGCCAGUAUAUAAAGUGGGAGAAGUUGCUAGUGCACAGUUUGUUGGCGCAAAUCCCAGGAAUUCUGUAGAAAACACAAGCGAAUUCACUUUCCUUACGGUGGAGAAAUAUGACAACGCUUCAGCACGUUGGCAUAUCCAGUAUAAUGAUGCCUCAUGGGACACUAAGUUCAUCUGGAAGAAAGGCAGCUGGGGACGAAGCACAUCUAUAGUAGAAUGGUACAUCCCAAACAAUGCAGAACCAGGAACAUACAGAUUAGGAUAUUUUGGUCACUACAAGAAAUUGUUGAGCUCUGUUCAUGCUUUCAGUGGCAGAUCUUCAACAUUUGAAGUUUCAAACCUGACAUUUGUAGAAUUUUAACUAUUGUCUUGAAGGCAGCAUUGUUCCAAUUUAAUUUUUAUGAUUAUCACAGUAUCA
Molecule: messenger RNA, 2229 nt
Organism: Sphaerodactylus townsendi
Lineage: Eukaryota; Metazoa; Chordata; Lepidosauria; Squamata; Sphaerodactylidae
Gene: ASAH2
Product: N-acylsphingosine amidohydrolase 2
Exons: 20
Coding region: 1-2172 (723 amino acids)
Biological process (GO): sphingosine biosynthetic process; ceramide catabolic process; long-chain fatty acid biosynthetic process
Cellular component (GO): extracellular region
Molecular function (GO): N-acylsphingosine amidohydrolase activity
Source: RefSeq, a predicted model, not a curated record